Messenger RNA from Peronospora belbahrii, 1350 nucleotides. Lineage: Eukaryota; Oomycota; Peronosporomycetes; Peronosporales; Peronosporaceae. The record is from the annotation of a GenBank genome assembly.
AUGUGUCAGGCAGAGUUCAAUUGCAAGACGCCACUGGUAGCUACAGUGCAGACUGAGCAUUCGCUAUGGCAGCCCAAACUCAUGUACCUCAUCAGCAACGCGUGGACGUCUGCGCAGAGUAACUUCCUGAGCAUAUUCUACCAGCAGAUGGCACAAUUCACCAAAGUGCAGAUUGGCUUCUUGCAAACGUUGCCUUGCUUGUGCACUAUGCUGGCCCCUCCGUUCUGGGGCGUCGUUGCUGACCGUAUUGAAAACCAACGACUCAUCCAUAUUGUCUGCAUUAUUACGGGUGCAUUGCUCAUGUUCGCGGUGCGCUUCUUCUACUGGUCUUUUGACUGGAUGGUCGUUGUCAUUAUAGUGUCUAACUUCCAGGUGGCCCCGACUGGAUCGUUGCUGGAUCACACAGUUCUCAACCUCUUAGACAAAGUCGGCGGUGAAUACGGCAAGCAGCGGUUAUUUGGUGCGCUCGGUUACGGUCUCGGUGCCUAUGUCACGGGUCUUAUCGUGGCCGUUGCUGGCAUCUCGUGGUCAUUUAACGUCAGCUUGGGACUCGGUCUAACGUCUCUGCUUGUACUGCGUACGAUUCCUCCAAUGCAGCACAGUCGAUUGUUAAAUGAUGCUGUUUUGGAGUAUGGCGCAGUAAAGCCGCCAUCGUUCAUGGAAAACGCUCGGAUGAUUUACAAAAUGGGGGAUGUACUUGUGCUGUUAAAUGUGGUAUUCCUCAUGGGGCUUAUGUAUGGUGUAUUGUCUAGCUUUCUUACCUUGAACUUGUAUAAUCUUUCGGGUAAGAAUGCACAAAUUGUAGGCAUUGCCAUCAUGUGUGAAACAGCUUCCGAAUUACCGGCCUUCUUCUACUCUCAUAAAAUUAUCAAUCGAUUUGGUAUUGUUAAUGUAUUGCUGCUGUCCAUAAUAGGUUACGCUCUUCGCGUCUCUUAUUAUGCUGUCAUGACUAAUGCAUGGGGUGCUAUUCCUUUUGAAUUUUUACAUGGUGUUACAUAUGGAUUAGCAUGGGCAGCAUGUACACAGUACGUCUAUUCAGCAGCUUCUCCUGGUUGUCAAGGAACUAUUAUGGGUGUACUUAAUGCAGUACAAAAUGGUCUUGCACGUGGCAUGGGGACACUUAUUGGUGGGUACUUUUAUGAGCAUUAUGGUGCUCGUACCAUGUGGCUAGUUGCAGAUCUUGGUGUGCCUCUUGCCCUCAUUGGCUUGGGUGUUUUUGCACACUUUAAGAGCAAAAAGAACGUGGUGCAAGGAACGUUCUUGGAAGAAGCUGAGCUCUUCUCUCCCCAUGCUGGGAAUCCGCAAAGACUCAAGUCAGACAUGGAUCAGACCUAUCACGAGAUUCCGUAG